AUGCAGGUACCGUUGCUCCGUCUUCAGUGUGGUGUCAACAGCUAUGACUGGGGCAAGAUUGGCCAUGAGUCGGCUGCCGCAAAGUAUGCCGCCAUUACUGCAGGCUCCGAUUUCUCCAUAGAAGCAGAGAAGCCCUACGCAGAGUUGUGGAUGGGCACCCAUCCUUCCCUUCCCUCCAAAGAUGUCGAAACCCAGCGAACCCUCCUCGAUAUGGUUCAAGAUAACCAAGCAUUGAUCUCUCAGGAAGUGAGCGAGCGAUAUGGCGGAAAAUUGCCUUUCCUUUUCAAGGUCCUUUCUAUUCAAAAGGCUCUCAGUAUUCAAGCCCAUCCGAAUAAGAAACUGGCCGAAAAGCUUCAUGCCCGGGAUGCCCGAAACUAUCCAGAUGAUAAUCACAAACCCGAAAUGACGAUUGCGAUCACCCCGUUUGAAGGACUGUGCGGCUUCCGACCGCUGGCCGAAAUUGUUCACUUCCUUAACGCAGUCGCCCCUCUCCGCGAGCUAGUCGGCACGCAAGCAGCGAAUCAAUUCGAGAGUGUUGUCAAGGGCUCCGAAGAUUCGCAAGAUUCUGCCCAAAUGGCGAAGAACAAGGACGCGCUACGUGCCCUAUUCACAUCGCUAAUGAACUCAUCACCGGAAAGCAUUGAGGCAGCCACCCAGAAGCUGAUCUCCGCGGCUCAGGAUUCUCCUGAUACAUUUGCUACAUCUACCAGCACUCCAGAGACGAAUCCGAGCAACCCUGCCGAAUUGGCUGCCAUCAUUGCUCGGCUUAACGGGCAAUUCCCUAACGACAUCGGGCUAUUCGUAUUCUUCUUCCUAAAUUUUGUCAAGCUGGCACCGGGCGAAGCCAUGUUCUUGAAGGCUGACGAUAUCCAUGCAUACAUCUCUGGAGAUAUCAUUGAAUGCAUGGCGUCGUCUGAUAAUGUUGUGCGGGCGGGCUUCACUCCCAAGUUCAAAGAUGUUGAUACACUCACCGAGAUGCUGACAUACUCCUAUGCGCCAAUUGAGGAGCAAAAACUGGAGCCCACCGAUUAUCCAUAUGCCGUUCUCAAUGCCUCCGCCUAUUCUAGUGGCUCAUCGUCUGUUCUCUACGACCCGCCCAUUGAAGAAUUCAGUGUUGUCAAAACGGAUCUGAAGAGGGCUGGAGCCAAAGCAACCUUCGACGCACUGGUGGGUCCCAGCAUCCUGAUAUGCACAGGUGGAAAUGGGAAGAUCACGGUUGGCCACAAGACUGAGGAAGUGAAGGAAGGCUAUGUGUUCUUUGUAGGAGCCAACGCCGAGUGUAUCGUCGAGAGUACGGGCAGUGGAGAGGAGAAUGUGUUCACCACAUAUAAGGCAUUCUGUGAUCUGACGGGCAAGGAGGAUAUGGUGAACGGAAACUAG
Molecule: messenger RNA, 1380 nt
Organism: Aspergillus luchuensis
Lineage: Eukaryota; Fungi; Ascomycota; Eurotiomycetes; Eurotiales; Aspergillaceae
Gene: pmi1
Product: mannose-6-phosphate isomerase pmi1
Exons: 5
Coding region: 1-1380 (459 amino acids)
Biological process (GO): carbohydrate metabolic process; GDP-mannose biosynthetic process
Cellular component (GO): cytosol
Molecular function (GO): mannose-6-phosphate isomerase activity; zinc ion binding
Source: RefSeq, a predicted model, not a curated record